AUGAAAGUUUACAAAGUUGGCGACAUCGUAGAUAUUCGGGGCAAUGGUGCAGUUCAAAAAGGUAUGCCACACAAAGUCUACCAUGGCAAGACAGGUCGUGUUUACAAUGUUACAGCUCAUGCUUUGGGUGUUAUUGUAAACAAGAGAGUUAGAGGCCGCAUUCUACCCAAGAGGAUUAAUAUUCGUAUUGAACAUGUUAAGCACUCUAAGUGCAGACAAGAUUUUCUCAAGCGUGUGAAAGAGAAUGAAAGGCUUCUUAAAGAAGCUAAGGCUGCAGGCAAGAUUGUCAAGCUCAAAAGACAGCCUGAACCACCAAAAUCAGCACACAUUGUUAACGGUGCAGAAAAACCAAUCUUAUUAGCGCCAAUUCCAUAUGAGUUUGUAGCU
This is a messenger RNA of Iphiclides podalirius (scarce swallowtail), 387 nucleotides long. Lineage: Eukaryota; Metazoa; Arthropoda; Insecta; Lepidoptera; Papilionidae. The record is from the annotation of a GenBank genome assembly.